Cryptosporidium ubiquitum is the source of this 1155-nucleotide messenger RNA. RefSeq lists its product as uncharacterized. The coding region runs from base 1 to 1155 and encodes 384 amino acids. NCBI's taxonomy places the organism in Eukaryota, Apicomplexa, Conoidasida, Eucoccidiorida, Cryptosporidiidae. The record is from RefSeq and is a predicted model, not a curated record. The transcript has a single exon.
AUGGUCAAGUUUACAUUAAAGAAUACAGCAAUUAUCAUUGUGAUAUUGGCAUAUUUAGGAAAUGUUGUUAAAUCACAGAAACAAGAAAAGACAGAAGUAAGAUCACUUGGGCACAGAAGAGGAGGUGUUGUAGGAGAACAAACAGUAUUUGUUGAUCGCCCAUAUUUUGUAGAACAACCAUUAUAUUAUCCAUAUCCUUAUCAAUAUCCAUAUACAUAUACAUAUCAAUAUCCAUAUACAUAUACAUAUACAUACCCAUAUACAUAUCAAUACCAAUAUCCAUAUAAUUAUUCAUAUUCAUACACAAGAACAACUUCAAGACCAGGAGUUUUAUCACAUCCAGUGGGUUAUAUGCCACCACCAUAUGCUCCAUUACCUGCUCCAUAUUUGAGAUAUUUAGGUAAUGACCCUGCAUUAUUAGAAAGAAAAAUGGAUGCAAUCUCACCUAUGGAAACCGUCACACCUGGAUUUAUUAAUGAUUUAUCAUUACAAGAUGGAAUUUUAGGAAGAAACGAAAAUUUGAAUAAUGAUCAAAAUAAUGCUAAUUCUCAGAAUCCUCCCCAACAAACUCAAAAUAAUCAGACAUUACCUUCAGGAACAAAAAACGAUGGUAUGAAUAAUUUUGUAAAUAGAGAUGGAAUUAAUUUUGAUAGAUUUCCAGCAUUAUCAGGUUUGAAUAGAAUGGGAUUGGCUGAUGGUGAGAGAGAGAUGGUAAAAGACAGAGAUGAUGAUGAUGAUGAUGAUGAUGAUGAUAAUGAUGAUAAUGAUGAUCAUGAUAAAAAUGUCAAGAAUAAUUCACUAUAUAACCAGACAAGUGUUAGUGGUGAUGCAAAAAAAUAUAAUACUACAAUGAAAACACCUGAAAUAGUUUACUUUAACAACACAUCUAAUUUAAGAGUAUUAGCAAAAAAAGGUUUAUUGGAGCGAGUAGAAGAGAAAGUAAAUGAUGUUUUUGAUGGUAUUAAGAAGAAGAUUAAUACUAAUGACGAUAAUGAUGAUCAAUUGAGUGACUUAGAAAAGGAGGAUAGCAAUGAUAAUGAAAAAGAUAAUGAUAAAAAAAAGAAUUCAAAUAAAAAAACACAAAAUGGAAAUAAAAUGGUUAAGCAGGUAUUUAGCACAAUAGAGGAUAUUGUAACAAAUACAUUAAAUAAGUAA